AGCCACCUCCACUUCCCCGACUUGCCUUACACCGCUCUUCUUACUCUAAAUGUUUCGCUGGUUUCGUGCGCCAUCUGCUCCAGACGAAAUUUACUCAUCCAGCCUUAAGAACCUUCACCUCGGCCACGCCUUGUGGUACCCCGAGCCUCAUGAGUCAGGCGAGCCGCAGAUCGGCGACGUGGGGUUCAUUCACGAGGGCGCUUUCAUACGGCUGUUCAGCCUCGACACCUCUGCUCUCGAAAAGAAAGUCAAGUUCUGGCCGAAGUUGUUCGAGGUCACAGAGCCGUUGCCUCCGGACGUGCUGCAGCUUGAUCGCAGGCGGAGUCCACUCGUUCCUGGCCACUAUUGCAGCCAUGGUGUAGAGAGCAAGGAGAUGUAUCCCUCGCUAGAUGUGUAAGUCUACUG
Phanerochaete carnosa HHB-10118-sp is the source of this 405-nucleotide messenger RNA. RefSeq lists its product as uncharacterized. The transcript has a single exon. NCBI's taxonomy places the organism in Eukaryota, Fungi, Basidiomycota, Agaricomycetes, Polyporales, Phanerochaetaceae. The record is from RefSeq and is a predicted model, not a curated record. The coding region runs from base 50 to 397 and encodes 115 amino acids.